AUGGUCGGCACAAUCAAACAACAGCUCUACAUUAGCGGUGUCCCUCAAGGGCUCACCAUGACGGUCACUGCUCUGAAUCUCCUCCCUCCUGACCCACCCAAAGAAUGGCGAGCAACGCUAUACGACCGUAGUGGCCGAGAACGUAAAGCACCCUUCGUCAUAGGGCCCAAUAUUGACGGAGGCCAUAUCGGCGAGGUGAAAAUGUACGGCGCACACGCCUUCCCAAGUAACAGCUUGGGAGCGCGCCUCGAAAUCCUCUGGAAGCUGGAAGGCAACGCCACGAGAGUGGCAGCUCGCAGCGGUGACAGCGAUGAUGGUGCUGUCGCAUAUGUGACCGUCCCGCCUGAGGAAGAGGUCGAGCACCCCGCAUUGAAGCCAGCUGAUGCCGAACCUGAACCCAGAGGUGCGGACGAGAAACCGCCCGUCGAUCCAAACGAUCCCGCAAGCUGGCAAACCAAGCUCGACGCACUUCCCCCUCUCCCUCAACUUAGAGCUGCAGAACCUGCUCGUACAGGCCGUUUCAUCGUCGAGACAACCGAGUGGGGUCUAGUCCAACGUCCCGACUAUGUUUCUGUGCUUUACCAAGUCGGUAGCGCAACUCCACUCCGCGUCGUUUCUAAAGUCGCAGCGACGAUCAUCGACAUGCCUGACGAUGCGUUGUUCGUCAUUGGUGUCAACACGAAGACUCAGGAGAUAGGUAUCAAUGGUGUGCAGCAGAAGGAUGUGGCGAAUACCCUUGUCAGCUAUUUGGUGCAAGGGAUAUUCUAUGCCCAUGAGAAGGCAUUUGGGUGGGUGUUUGGUAAAUUUUGGUAA
Messenger RNA from Orbilia oligospora ATCC 24927, 813 nucleotides. RefSeq lists its product as uncharacterized. The transcript is spliced from 3 exons. Bases 1 to 813 code for a protein of 270 amino acids. Lineage: Eukaryota; Fungi; Ascomycota; Orbiliomycetes; Orbiliales; Orbiliaceae. The record is from RefSeq and is a predicted model, not a curated record.